CAAAGAUAUCCCAAAACCUUUCUGAAAUUUAUUUUUGUACAUGUCUAUCUCCUUUGCACCAUAGGAGACUAAUGGAGAAACAGCCUCAGGCACUUCGGUUAUGUGCGUUAACGUUGAUAUGUAUCACACUUUCUUCCCUUUUACACCACGUUGAAGCUCAAAACCAAAAAGGAUUCAUCAGUUUGGAUUGCGGGUUAUCCCCAAACGAGCCUCCUUACAACGAUCCUUCAACCGGAUUAACAUACUCAACUGACGAUGGUUUUGUGCAAAGUGGCAAAACCGGAAAAAUCCAAAAGGAGUUUGAGGCAAUCUUCAGUAAACCGUCUUUAAAGCUUAGGUACUUUCCAGAUGGUGUCCGAAACUGUUAUACCGUGAAUGUCACGGAAGGCACAAACUAUCUGAUUAAAGCCGUUUUCGUGUACGGUAACUACGAUGGUCUCGCCAACGACCCGAGUUUUGAUCUUUACCUUGGUCCGAAUGUUUGGUCAACGGUUGAUAUGAAUGGACGGACCAAUGGUACUAUCGAAGAGAUCAUCCACAGAACCAUAUCUAAGUCUCUGCAGGUCUGUCUAGUUAAGACAGGAACAAGUAAUCCUUUUAUUAAUACCUUAGAGCUACGACCACUUAAGAACAAUACUUACAAUACUCAGAGCGGCUCGCUGAAGUAUUUCUUCCGAUAUUAUUUCAGCACGUCAGACCGCACCAUAAGGUAUCCCAAUGAUGUCCAUGAUCGUAAAUGGUAUCCGUUCUUCGAUUCAAAAGAGUGGACAGAAGUAACCACUGAUCUCAAUGUAAACGCGUCUAAUGGUUAUGAACCACCACAAAUUGUCAUGGCGUCAGCCUCAACGCCUAUAAGUACCUUUUGGCCCUGGAACUUCACCUGGUCAUUGCCGUCUUCCACAACCCAAUUCUAUGUAUAUUUACAUUUUGCCGAGAUUCAAACUCUAAAGCCCCUCGAUACCCGAGAAUUCAAAGUGACAAUGAAUGGGAAACUUGCCUAUGAACGUUAUAGUCCUAGAAUGUUAGCCACUGAAACUAUAUUUUUCUCCCAACCACAACAAUGUGAAGGAGGAAAAUGCAUUUUGGAGCUAACGAAGACGCCCAAGUCUACCCUGCCUCCUCUCAUUAACGCCCUCGAGCUUUUCACUGUGAUUGAUUUCCCACAGUUGGAAACAAACCAAGAUGAUGUUGUUGCCAUCAAGGGUAUUCAAAACACUUAUGGAUUAACUAGAGUUACAUGGAACGGAGAUCCAUGCGUCCCAAAACAGUUUUUGUGGGAUGGUUUAAACUGCAACAGCUUAGAUAUUUCCACACCACCUUUAAUCACUUCCUUAAACCUAUCCUCAAGUCAGUUAACCGGGAUCAUCGCUCCUGGCAUUAAUGAUCUAAUCCAUUUACAGGAAUUGGACUUGUCCAAUAACAAUUUGACGGGGGGAGUACCAGAGUUUCUAGCUGGCAUGAAAUCACUCUUGGUCAUAAAUUUAAGUGGGAAUAAUCUUAAUGGGACUGUUCCUCAAGCCAUUUUACAAAAGAAAGGACUAAAGUUAAAUCUUGAAGGAAACUCAGAUCUUAUUUGUCUGGGUGGACUAUGUGUAAACAAAACUGGACAUGGUGGUUCCAAGAAACCGAAUGUUGUAGUACCGGCUGUUGCAUCGGUCGCGUUCCUGGUUGUUCUUGGAUCUGCAUUGGCUUUCUUUCUUGUUUUCAAAAAGAAAAAGAACGCAAACAUUGAAGGUCCAUCAUCAUAUACACAAGUAUCGGAUGAUAGAACAACCAGAUCUUCAGAACCGGCAAUAAUGACGAAAAACAAAAGAUUUACUUACUCAGAGGUGGUAACAAUGACAAAUAACUUUGAAAGAGUCCUUGGUAAAGGAGGAUUUGGAAUGGUAUAUCAUGGAACUGUAAGUGGUACUGAACAAGUAGCCGUUAAAAUGCUCUCACACUCAUCUUCUCAAGGGUAUAAAGAAUUCAAAGCAGAGGUGGAACUUCUCCUCAGAGUCCACCACAAAAAUCUGGUUGGCCUCGUUGGAUACUGUGAUGAAGGUGAAAAUUUGGCUCUCAUCUAUGAGUAUAUGGCUAACGGAGACCUAAGAGAACAUAUGUCAGGAAAACGAGGUGGAUCUAUUUUGAACUGGGAAACGAGACUAAAAAUAGUUGUCGAAUCUGCACAAGGGUUGGAAUACUUGCAUAAUGGAUGCAAACCACCAAUGGUUCAUAGGGAUGUCAAAACCACAAAUAUAUUGUUGAAUGAACAUUUUCAAGCCAAAUUAGCUGAUUUUGGGCUUUCCAGAUCUUUUCCUAUUGAAGGAGAAACUCAUGUGUCAACAGUUGUUGCUGGAACUCCUGGUUACCUUGAUCCAGAAUAUUAUCGAACAAAUUGGUUGAACGAGAAAAGCGAUGUUUAUAGCUUUGGAAUUGUACUACUAGAGAUCAUCACAAAUCAACCUGUGAUAAAUCAAAGUCGUGAAAAACCACAUAUAGCAGAAUGGGUUGGAUUAAUGCUUACAAAAGGGGACAUCAAAAACAUCAUGGAUCCAAAUCUCUAUGGAGAUUAUGACUCUGGUUCUGUCUGGAGAGCAGUUGAAUUAGCUAUGUCGUGUCUGAAUCCUUCUUCAGCUAGAAGACCAACCAUGUCACAAGUAGUCAUUGAAAUAAAUGAAUGUUUAGCAUAUGAAAACUCAAGGGGAGGAACGAGUCAUAACAUGAACUCACAGAGUUCCAUAGAAGUGAGCAUGAACUUUGAUAUUGGAAUUACCCCUGGACCUCGCUAAACUGCAAAAGCUAUAUAUUUCGUUCUAUGGAGUGAAAUUUUCUUUAUUUAAAAUAAAUAUAAGCUCUGUA
Molecule: messenger RNA, 2841 nt
Organism: Raphanus sativus (radish)
Lineage: Eukaryota; Viridiplantae; Streptophyta; Magnoliopsida; Brassicales; Brassicaceae
Product: receptor-like protein kinase At3g21340
Exons: 13
Coding region: 72-2771 (899 amino acids)
Biological process (GO): protein phosphorylation
Molecular function (GO): protein binding; protein kinase activity; ATP binding
Source: RefSeq, a predicted model, not a curated record